This is a messenger RNA of Mangifera indica (mango), 2163 nucleotides long. RefSeq names its product terminal nucleotidyltransferase 4B. Gene Ontology annotation, cellular component: TRAMP complex; nucleolus. Gene Ontology annotation, biological process: RNA 3'-end processing. The record is from RefSeq and is a predicted model, not a curated record. Bases 73 to 1692 code for a protein of 539 amino acids. The transcript has 13 exons. NCBI's taxonomy places the organism in Eukaryota, Viridiplantae, Streptophyta, Magnoliopsida, Sapindales, Anacardiaceae. Gene Ontology annotation, molecular function: mRNA binding; poly(A) RNA polymerase activity.
UUCAUCUACUCUUAAGAUUCUCUGGUUUUAGCAGCCCGAACCCUAAAACCCUAAACCUCUCAAUCAUUCCCAAUGGAUCAUGAAUCCGAAAACAUCCUCUACGAAACCCUAAGCCCUCUUCGUCUCUCUACGCCAUCCGACGCCCCCUCACGCCCUCAGUCUCCGCCUUUGGAUCAAUUGGAACCCUACACUGUGUUUCGUAACGAGAUUUCGUUAUCUGAUCUUCGUGGUUCUUACGAGGAGUCUUCUGCACCCGAUUUUUUCUCGCUGGAUGUGAAUUGUAGUGGAGUUGAUGAAUUGGAGGAAGCCAAGUGGAAGAGGCAACACGAGCCGAAGACACCAGCUAAGGAAGUGGAGCCGACGUUGGAGAGUGGCUGGUUCAAAGGCAAUAGUAGGUUUAAGAGUCCGAUGCUUCAGUUACAUAAAGAGAUUGUGGAUUUCUGUGAUUUUCUAUCUCCAACUCCAGAAGAACAGGCUCUUCGCAACGCUGCAGUAGAAUCUGUUUUUGAUGUUAUUAAAUAUAUAUGGCCCAACUGCAAGCCUGAGGUUUUUGGGUCAUUCAGGACAGGGCUUUAUCUUCCAACAAGUGAUAUCGAUGUUGUGAUUCUGGGAUCUGGUAUCAAGAACCCACCAACUGGUUUGCAGGCUCUUUCUAGGGCAUUAUCUCAACAGGGUAUUGCCAAAAAGAUACAGGUGAUUGCAAAGGCUCGUGUGCCCAUCAUUAAAUUUGUAGAGAAAAAAAGUGGUGUUUCAUUUGAUAUAAGUUUUGAUGCACAAAAUGGACCGAAAGCUGCUGAGUUCAUUAAGGAUGCAUUAUCUAAGUGGCCUCAAUUACGUCCAUUAUGUUUGAUCUUGAAAGUAUUUUUACAGCAGAGACAGUUGAAUGAGGUAUAUUCUGGUGGGAUUGGCUCAUAUGCACUCCUUACCAUGUUAAUGGCUCUAUUGAAGAGUUUUACCAAGUGUCAAACUUCUCCAGAACAUAAUUUGGGAGUCCUUUUGGUGCACUUCUUUGAUAUGUAUGGACGCAAAUUAAACACCCAAGAUGUUGGUGUAUCUUGCAAAGGGUCUGGCACCUUCUUUAAAAAGAGUAGAAAAGGGUUUAUGAAUCAAAGAAGACCAUUUCUCAUCUCCAUUGAGGACCCACAGGAACCAGAUAACGACAUUGGGAAGAGCUCUUUUAAUUACUUCCAGAUUAAAUCAGCUUUUAUAAUGGCACUUGCAACCUUGACAAAUCCAAAGACCAUCUUUAGCUUAGGGCCUAACAGAAGCAUUCUUGGCACAAUUAUUAGAGCUGAUCCAAUUUUGCUGGAGCGUAAAGGAGGAUCUAAUGGUGAGAUGACUUUUAACAACUUGCUUCCUGGAGAUGGGGAGCCAUUGCAGAAACAAUAUGUGGAUCAGCAACAAGAGAUUUUGUGCAAUUGGCAGUCAGUUUAUGAAGAAGAAUCCUUUCCCCGUGGAGAUUAUAGUGCACAAUCUUCCAGAAAGAAGCGAAGAGCUUCUUCCAAAGAGAAGUCUAGGAAGAAGAAGGUUAAAGACUCAGGAGAGAUGGAGGGCAAUGAAAGGAAAGAGAAGAAGAAGGUUAAAGAAUCAGGGGAGAUGGAGAGGCAUGAAGAAAGUGGCCCAAAGAAAGAGAAGAGUUCAAAAAAGAAACGAUGGAGACAUAACCAUGAGAAUGCCAAUGGUUUUAGCUGAUAAUAUGUCAGUUAUUUCCUAAUUGGUUUCAUCUAUGUUUCCAUACGCUGCAUGAAUCGCAGUUUGCAGACAUGAUUGCUGAUUCCUUGCCAUUACAUCAGAACUUUCUAUGGAAAUGAAUUAUUAGAAGGCCAUGCAAGCUCUCAAGUAGGAUGUGGGAACUGCCAUCCAUGCUGCUACUGGCCACUGGUUUUUUCGGCAAGUUGAAAACAUGAUUUUAUGGAGUGCAGAAAUUGAUUGAGCCAUAUAAAUUUUAGAAAUUCAUAUGAAUCUUUGAUGUUUCUUGUUCUGGCUAUUAAGCGGCUCUUCUACCGGAGGUCACAGGGAGAGGCACCUGAGCAAAUUGUUCAAUAUUGGAUGUAUUGUUGAACCAUUUUUUAUCUUAUUGAUGUAUUGGCUUCUCAUAAAUAAUUAUCAGUUUUGUCAUUGACUCUGGUAGCUCUUUCUUGGAUUAAGUUUCUGUUUUGAUUA